UUUGUCGUGCCGCUGCGGCACUCGACUGCUCACGCACCACAAACGAUCAUCAUGCCGCCCGCACGACCCUCGAGCUCUCGCCAUGGCUCGCGUCAGCCCCUGCAACCCCAGCCUACGCCACCGAGGAUCGACCCCCCCCACGCCAAAACCCGUCGCGAAGAAGGCAUCAUCGAGGGACUCUAGGCUGCGGGGGAAAGCGAAACUGAGGCCUCCGCCUGCGGUGCCGGUGAAGGACGUCGUGGAAAUAUCCUCGGAAGACGAUAUCUCGCAGCAACAGUCCAUGGAAGAGUUGAAAAGGCAGCUAGAAGACGCAAAAGUUGAGCUCGAACAGCUCAAGAGGGCGAGAACUCUGCCUGCGCUUGUUCAUGUGGCCUCAGCCCCAGCCUCAGCUGAUCUCAUUCAUAAGUUGAACCGUCUGGAAGCCGAGUGCGCGCAGACCAAGGCAUGGAAUAAACGGUUGCUUAAUACACUGGAAAGCCACUUAUCCUGUGAUAUGUGCUAUGAGAAAAUGUGGCAACCAUACUCCCUUGCAUGUGGGCACACCUUCUGCCGCCCUUGUCUGCAGGACUGGUUCAGCACAGAACUGGCAAAGCACAUGGGCACACAUCCGGACUACAGCCCAGUUCCUCAAAUUCCAAGGCAAUACCGCGAGUUCCUGCGGAGGCAUGACCUGCAACCGUAUCAACGCACGCAGCUUAUGCGGCAGAUCCAACGGCUCUACGACAGUGUAGCCCAUCCAGACUACACAUGUCCGACCUGUCGCAAGCCGGUUACCUCAAAGCCAAUCGAGGCGUUCACGGUCAAGAACAUUGUCGCUGUCGUCGCGGAAGCCGAAGCUGAAGAGUCGCGCUUGCAAGGGAAGUCUGUCGCUAGCCCACGACGAGGAGGCGUGUCAAAGUUGCGCGAGGAGAGCCCAUUCUCAGGGUUUUUCCCGGCAGCUGCUGACUUGCUAGCCGGUCAGUAACAUGCCAUGUCUCGAGCUUCAGUUGCUUCGCUUGCAUAAUGCGUAUCUUCUGUCUGUCUGCGUGUCUGAUGUAUU
Messenger RNA from Phanerochaete carnosa HHB-10118-sp, 1039 nucleotides. RefSeq lists its product as uncharacterized. Gene Ontology annotation, biological process: protein monoubiquitination; DNA damage tolerance. The record is from RefSeq and is a predicted model, not a curated record. NCBI's taxonomy places the organism in Eukaryota, Fungi, Basidiomycota, Agaricomycetes, Polyporales, Phanerochaetaceae. The transcript is spliced from 6 exons. The coding region runs from base 83 to 964 and encodes 293 amino acids. Gene Ontology annotation, molecular function: single-stranded DNA binding; ubiquitin protein ligase activity; metal ion binding.